Anopheles stephensi (Asian malaria mosquito) is the source of this 1267-nucleotide messenger RNA. RefSeq lists its product as uncharacterized. The transcript is spliced from 3 exons. Bases 218 to 1252 code for a protein of 344 amino acids. Lineage: Eukaryota; Metazoa; Arthropoda; Insecta; Diptera; Culicidae. Gene Ontology annotation, molecular function: nucleic acid binding. The record is from RefSeq and is a predicted model, not a curated record.
GUCCAGCAACCGAAGCGUUCACAGUUUUACCAAGCGAUUAACAAUUAGAGCAUCAUUUGCGGUUUCAUUAUACAUUCCUUCGUUGUUUUUGGUUUUGGCAAUCAUCCUUUUAAAGGUGUUUGGCUACGAUAGGAGCUCUUGCUUGUUGAAGUGCGCCCGUGCAACAUUUUUAUUGUCGGUAAAUUUGUUUUAUUAACGCACCGUGAAAGAAUACAAUAUGAAUUCCAGCCAAAGCUCUGUACAAGAGGAAAAUGCAAGCAGCGCUAUGCAAGCACCUCGCCGCCGAAAAACUACCAGCAACGAAGAUAGAGAGCGCGUGGUAACGGCGUAUGAAAACGGAGCCACUGCAGCUACGAUUAGCGAAAUGUUUAAUUUGAAAAAACCGACUGUCCAUGGUAUCAUCAAAAAAUACCAAACCCAAUGGCAAAUCGAGGCAAAGAAGCGUGGUGGCAACAGAUCUAAACUAUUGUCGCAGCAAGCCGUAAUUGAUGUUCGGAACUGGAUCGACGAGGACUGCACGGUGACGCUUAAAGCACUCGCAGAGAAAGUGUUCGAACAACACGGUGUUCGAGUUUCGUCCACAACCAUAGCGAGGGAAAUAAAAGGAUUCAACUACUCUCUGAAGAUGGUCAAACUGUUACCGGAGCGACGCAACACACCAACGACUGUCGAAGAAAGGAAACAUUACGCUACACAAUUUUAUGAAAUUGCGCGCGGAAUUCCGGAUAAUGGAUUAAUCUAUUUAGACGAAGUAGGAUUUAACGUCAGUAUGCGUACGCUAAAAGGACGAUCGCAGAGAGGAACACCGGCCACCAUCACCGUUCCACAGUUAAGGACUAGGAACAUCUCCAUCAUUUGUGCUAUGCAUCGGUACGGCGUGCUGCUUUACACCACACACACUCGAUCCGUAAACCGUGAACGGUUUAUACAGUUUAUUGAAGAUCUAAAGCAAACCCUGCGAUCGAAGAACAUUAACAGCAGCUACUUCAUAAUGGAUAAUGUAGCUUUCCACAAAACACCCGCAGUAAGAGUUGCAAUCGGAAAUGAUAGCGACAAACCUUUAUAUCUACCACCCUACUCACCAUUCCUUAAUCCUAUUGAAAAUCUUUUCAGCCAGUGGAAGAAUUUUGUGAGGCGAAGCAAUCCUUCAAAUGAGGAUCAAUUGAUGGAAGCGAUUCGGAAUGGAUCCAGGCCGCACAGGAUUGCGAUGGCUACAUUUCGAAUAUGUGGCAAUACAUGUCCCGUUGUUUGAGGGGCGAAGAAAUUU